Cylicostephanus goldi is the source of this 540-nucleotide messenger RNA. Lineage: Eukaryota; Metazoa; Nematoda; Chromadorea; Rhabditida; Strongylidae. The record is from the annotation of a GenBank genome assembly.
AUGCGUCCAGCAAUCGAUUUUAGUAUCGGUCAGAUGGGGAGAUCCUCUUCGAUGCACUCGCUUGCAAAUCGUGGAAUGAUUGGAGAUAUCCGCAGUAUUCCAAUGAUGCAGCCAGUAGAUACAGGCGAAGUCGUAGAUCCUAUACUCACCCAGAAGAGCCAGAAGGUACCUGACUUGUCGCUAAUAAAAGAGGAACCGGAGGAUAUGCAAAAUCAGGAAGGGUCACCACGUACCAGCCGCGCUAAACGUAACCAGUGGCCGGAUAAGCUUACUGGAAUCAAAAUGGAUACCAUCUCUGAAGAUGACAAGGAAAACAAUGUGAGCAAGCAAGAGAAGGAGAAGAAUGAGAGCAAGGAUAGCAAUGAGCAGCAGGAGCAAAAAAGUGAGAGAAAGCCGAACAAAGAAGAGCGCACAAGAGAAACCGAACUAUUAGUGCAGUCAUGCGAUGAGGAACUUCUUGCGCAGGGACUUUAUGACCACAGAUAUCCAGACACGCCGACCGAUCUUCUCGAGCAGUGGAAAGAGCUACGUGCACACUAA